CGAUAAAAAUCUCCGCCAGAAACACCUCCAAGCACCUCCCUCCGUCUCUCAAAUGCUUCAACAGUCACCAAACACAACCACCACCCCGUCUUCCUCUGACUUUUUCUCCAUCUUCGUCCCCGACCUUCAAUUGGAUUCCGGAUUGCUACUCAGACCCCGUCCUAGCAACAAUCGUCGAAGAAGAGCCCGGUUUAUGUUGCCUACAAUAUUUAAUUGCAGAGUGAAAAGAGAGAACUUUAAAGCUAUGAAAGAGAAACAAUUGGAGCUGCAGCAUACUAUGAGUCGUAAGGGAUAUGCACGGUUGACUGCUGAGCUGAAAGCGAAAAGAAAAGUUGACUCCAUAAGUAGAGUCGUUGUUUGGGCCGAUGGAAAUAGAGACAAGAAUGGAAAACCCAAGAACAAGAAUGUUGCACAAAAGAUUGAAGAUAUGGGAAAAAUUGAACGGAAUGGACAUAAUUCAACUAAUCUGAAAGAAGAUGCUGUUUCUAAAGUGCUUGGUGCCGAGAGGAAUGGCCGUGUAAGAACAUUUGGAAAAGGAGUCACUCAAACAAGAUUAACUAUAAUAUCACAAAUGAAUGGUCAAUUUACUGAAUUACGUGAAGAAAAUGCUCAGAUGAAGUCUCAAAUGUCGGAUAUGCGAAAUACAAUUGACGAGUUCAAGAAAAGCCAAGUUCAAAAUCCGGCAACAACUGAAGCAACACCAACUACACCCCUUGUUUCUCCAUCGGUAACAUGUCAUCCACAGAGUGACAUUACCAAGUGCAAGUUACUAGAUUGGAUGGGGAUGGGAGAUGUAGUUGCGGAGGGGCGUUGGGCUUCAAGUGAUCCACAUUCUUGUGCGCAUUGUGUUCCGAUCGGCCCUAAUGCAAUGAAAGUUUGGGUGGAUGUGGCAAAGAAACUCUUAAGAGUUUCUGUGGAGGGCUUCAAGUGAUAUGACCUAUAUCGUAGAUACUGUGGGAAGUACCAUCGCAUGGCCUGCUGACUUUGUUAUUCUGGACUCUUCUUCCCCAGGGUUUAUGGGUUGAUAAAGAAGUGCUGUUGUGACUUUUUGCUGAAGAUGUAGGUAUGAUCUUGCUAGUGUGAUGGCUGUCAUUAUCGCUUGGUUGGUUGAAGCUUUUUUGUUGAUACUUAUGGGAUGGAUAGAUUUUGGAAGGACUGUUUUGGUUGAAGCCUUUAUGUUAAUAUUUCGGUGUCAAUGUUUGAACUCCACUUUUGGGAUACAUAGAUGUUUUGGAAGGCUUUUUUGUUGAUAUUUGGUAACAAGGCUUGUACUCCACUUUCGGGAUACACGUAUCUUUUGGAAGGCCUUUUUGUUGAUAUUUGGUGACAAGGCUUGUAUAUACUAGUAGAUAGAAAUGUUAGAAGGACAUUUAGUAUAUUGAAUUUCUUUUGUAAUGGUAAUCGCUUUGAUGUUUGGAAA
Molecule: messenger RNA, 1420 nt
Organism: Rhododendron vialii
Lineage: Eukaryota; Viridiplantae; Streptophyta; Magnoliopsida; Ericales; Ericaceae
Exons: 6
Coding region: 53-931 (292 amino acids)
Source: RefSeq, a predicted model, not a curated record